This is a messenger RNA of Saccostrea cuccullata (small rock oyster), 1875 nucleotides long. Its product is annotated as COP9 signalosome complex subunit 2. The transcript has 13 exons. Gene Ontology annotation, molecular function: protein binding. Lineage: Eukaryota; Metazoa; Mollusca; Bivalvia; Ostreida; Ostreidae. Gene Ontology annotation, biological process: protein deneddylation. The coding region runs from base 40 to 1365 and encodes 441 amino acids. Gene Ontology annotation, cellular component: COP9 signalosome. The record is from RefSeq and is a predicted model, not a curated record.
AUUCUUCCGUUCCAUACACGUGAAAUAUAAAUAAACAAAAUGUCGGACGAUGAGUGCAUGUACGACGAUGAAGAGUAUGACUUGGAGUAUUCCGAGGAAAGCAACUCAGAACCAGACGUCGAUCUAGAGAACCAGUAUUACAAUUCUAAAGCACUCAAGGAAGAUGAUCCUCGAAGUGCCCUGGAAAGUUUUCAAAAGGUUUUAGAAUUAGAAGGGAAAGAUAAAGGUGAAUGGGGCUUCAAGGCAUUAAAGCAGAUGAUCAAAAUCAACUUCAAAUUGGGGAAUUUUCCCGAGAUGAUGAAGCGAUAUAAACAGUUGCUUACCUACAUCAAAUCUGCAGUGACAAGGAACUACUCGGAAAAAUCCAUAAACUCCAUCCUGGAUUAUAUCUCCACGUCCAAACAGAUGGAACUCCUACAGAAUUUCUAUGAAACAACGCUAGAUGCACUUAAGGAGGCUAAAAAUGAGAGACUAUGGUUCAAAACUAACACGAAGCUGGGAAAGCUGUACUUUGAUAGGGGAGACUACCAAAAGUUACAGAAAAUCCUAAAGCAGCUUCAUCAGUCCUGUCAGACCGAUGAUGGUGAGGAUGAUCUGAAGAAAGGCACUCAGCUGUUGGAGAUUUACGCUCUGGAAAUCCAGAUGUACACAGCCCAGAAAAACAACAAAAAGUUAAAGACCCUGUAUGAACAGUCUCUCCACAUAAAAUCUGCGAUCCCCCACCCACUUAUCAUGGGAGUGAUUAGAGAAUGUGGGGGGAAAAUGCACCUAAGAGAGGGGGAAUAUGAAAAAGCUCACACAGACUUCUUUGAGGCCUUUAAGAAUUACGAUGAAUCGGGAAGUCCAAGGAGGACAACUUGUCUGAAAUACUUAGUGCUGGCAAACAUGUUAAUGAAGUCAGGAAUCAACCCUUUUGAUUCACAAGAAACAAAACCAUACAAAAAUGACCCAGAAAUCUUAGCAAUGACUAAUUUAGUGAGCUCCUACCAAAAUAAUGAUAUUAAUGAAUUUGAGAAAAUUCUAAAAACAAAUAGGAGAAACAUCAUGGAAGACCCCUUUAUAAGGGAACACAUAGAGGAUUUACUUAGGAAUAUUAGAACACAAGUGCUAAUUAAGUUGAUUAAACCUUACACAAGGAUUCAUAUUCCUUUCAUAUCAAAGGAGCUGAAUAUUGACCCAACAGAAGUGGAAAACCUUCUAGUGUCUUGUAUUCUUGAUAGUGCUAUCCAUGGCCGAAUUGACCAGGUAAAUCAGGUUCUGGAGCUGGACAGAGAAAACACAGGUACGGCCAGGUACAAUGCCAUGGACAAGUGGACAGCCCAGCUACAGAGCUUACACCUGGCUGUCGUCAACAAAACUACGUGAACCUCCGAAGAAAUAUCUGACAGCAUUGAAUGGGAAACUUUAAUCAGUGACUGUUUAUAGUAUUUUUCUCUUUUUUUAUUAUAAAAUGUUAAACAAUCCUGAUCAAUUUGAACUAUAUGUAAGUCUAACCCAGACACUAGAACCUGGUAGAUCUGAGAUAAAUGGAUAGCAGAGAUUAUUUAUAUCAUUGUAUAAUGAUUCUAAACUAUCUGGAAUGUUCUGUUUCCAAGUCAGGCAAUGACGAGUGUUAUGUAGUACAUGUAUUUGUAUUCAAAUUCACUGGAAAAUCAUGCCUAUUUAAAUAUCUUGGAUGAUUUUUCAGAGAAUAUGUACCAUUAUAUACGUGUGUAUAAUUGCCGUCUUUUAAGUGACUGUUGUUGUUUAAAGCUUGCAUGUGUUUGAAAUAUACAAAAUUAUCACAAGUUCACAUGUGAAGGACUGAAACAGAGACAAUUAUGUGUAUACAUUUCUGUAAUGUAUAUGAAAAAUAAAAUAUGAAAUAUUUUAUAA